UGUUGUGGAGUGGAACUGAGGUAAGAGAAGCUGAAGUUGCUGUGUUUCAAGCUGCUUAUAUAUCGGGUGAACGGACAAGGAAGAACGCAGGCACCUAUUACGCGAAAAAGCGUCCACCUACAGGUCUGCCAAUUUGGGUCAGAACCCACUUGUGAAUCUGAUCUGGUGUGUUCAGGUGUCCUGAGACAGGGGGCGCUAUUUCUAAAAUGAGUUCCUCAGAGGAGACCGAGACUGACGAUGGAACACAUGGCCCUGCGAGAAAGAGGGUUCGGGUAGAGAGGACAGGGUCACCUGUACCCAGCUGUCCGUCUAUGAAGAGUGAUCAUUCAAUGGAUCGUCCAAUCAACUUCAGAGGACAGUUCACAGGUGAUCAAAGGGUUCGGGUAGAGAGGACAGGGUCACCUGUACCCAGCUGUCCGUCUAUGAAGAGUGAUCAUUCAAUGGAUCGUCCAAUCAACUUCAGAGGACAGUUCACAGGUGAUCAAAGGAUUCCCUGCUCACUGUAUUUAAGUCGUUUAGACAAGAAGAGUUCAGAGAAACGUUCCCCCUUAAAACAGUCUCUCCUGCGCACUCUAAUGAAGCUGAAGAAGAGUGAAAAGUUGAAACUGUUUCAGAGCCAUCUGAGUCAGGGUUGCCCAGAAUGCUUUAACAGUAGAAGAACAGAAGAUCCUUCUCUACUGGAUAUGUUUAUGAAGAUGAAGGAAUUGUUCAAGAGUCAUCAAAUUGCUGAUUACCCAGAAUGCACUGAGAGAGAGCAAGAGGAUCCUGAGGCCCUGUACAUAGUUGAGAAGAUGCUGGAGACCUGUGGCAUUGAGGGGUCUCUGAAGAUCACACUCCAUAUCCUGAGGAACAUGAAGAAGAAGGAUGUCACUGACCCACUGGAGAGAGAUGAGCAGCACAAUGAAUUCAUAGAAAGAGCCCGGCAGGCACUGAAAACUCAUCUGAAGAAGAGGUUUGAAUGCAUAUUUGAAGGUUUAGCAAAGCAGGGCCACCAGACCCUCCUCAAUGAGAUCUAUACAGAGCUGUAUAUCACAGAGGGGGGAAGUAGGGGGGUCAAUGAUGAACAUGAGAUCAGACAGAUUGAGAUAGCAUGGAAGAGACAAACCACACAUGAGACUGCAAUCAUCUGCAAUGACAUCUUUAAGCCUUCACCUGGACAAGAGAAACCAAUCAGAACUGUGCUUACAAAGGGCAUCGCUGGCAUUGGGAAAACAGUCUCUGUGCAGAAGUUCAUUCUGGACUGGGCAGAUGGAAAAGCCAAUCAGGACAUUGAUUUCAUCUUCACUCUUCCUUUCCGAGAUCUGAAUCUGAAAAAGGAGAGAGAAUUUAGUCUCAUGGAACUUCUGCAGCAAUACUUUCCACAACUGAAAGAGAUCAAAAGUUUUGAAGAUGAUGAAGUCAAAGUUGUGUUCAUCUUUGAUGGUCUGGAUGAGUGUCGACUUCCUCUAAAUUUCCAAAGCAAUGAGAUUUGCUGUGAUAUAACAGAGUCAUCAUCAUUGGAUGUGCUGCUGACCAACCUCAUUAAGGGGAAUCUGCUUCCCUCUGCCCUCCUCUGGAUCACCUCCCGACCAGCAGCAGCCAAUCAGAUCCCUCCUGAGUGCGUCCACCAGGUGACAGAGGUACGAGGAUUCAAUGACCCACAGAAGGAGGAGUACUUCAGGAAGAGAAUCAGAGAUCGGAACAAGGCCAGCAAAAUUAUCUCACACAUAAAGUCAUCCAGGAGUCUCUACAUCAUGUGUCACAUACCAGUCUUCUGCUGGAUUUCUGCUACUGUUCUGGAGACAAUGUUGGAUAAAGUAAGUGGAGACCUGCCCAAAACCCAGACUGAAAUGUACACACACUUCCUGCUCAUUCAGACUAAUGUGAAGAAUGAGAAGUAUCAUGGCACCAAUGAGACAACCCCAAAGAAAAUGUCAGCAUCAAAUACAGAAAUCAUCCUGAAACUGGGGCAGCUGGCUUUACUACAGCUGGAAAGGGGCCAUCUGAUAUUCUAUGAAGAGGACCUGAGAGAGAUGGGCAUUGAUGUCAGUGAAGCUUCAGUGUACUCUGGGGUGUGCACAGAGAUCUUUAAAGAGGAGUGUGGGUUGGGUGAGGAGAAGGUCUACUGCUUUGUGCAUCUGAGCAUUCAGGAGUAUCUGGCUGCCUUGUUUGUGUUUCAUUCAUGUGUGAAUGAGAACAGAAAUGUACUCAGAGCAGAACAAUCAAAACCUCACAGUGACAGAGUCAGAGUGCAGCUGUCUGAGUUACACAGGACUGCAGUGGAUCAGGCCUUAGAGAGUAAGAAUGGACACCUGGACCUUUUCCUCAGAUUCCUUCUAGGUCUCUCUCUGGACUCCAUUCAGACUCUAUUAGGAGGAAUACUGACAAAGACAGGAAGCAGUUCAAAGAGCAUUAAGGGAACAGUCCAGUACAUUAGGACAAAGAUCGAAGAUGAAUCUUCAGCAGAAAGGAUCAUCAAUCUGUUCCACUGUCUCAAUGAACUGAAUGACAACUCUCUAGUGGAGGAAAUCAAGAAUUUCCAGAGAUCAGGAAAACUCUCUAAUGAAAAGCUAAAACCACACCAAUGUUCAGCCCUGGCCUUUGUGUUACUGAUGUCAGAGGAGAUCCUGGAUGAGUUUGACUUGAAGACCUACAACACAUCAGCAGCAGGUUAUCAGAGACUGCUACCAGUAGUCGGGAACUGCAGGAAGGCCAUACUGAACAGCUGUGGCCUCACAGAGAAGUCCUGUGAAAUUGUGGCCUCUGCUCUUCAGUCAUCAAACGCACCCCUGAGAGAUCUGGACCUCAGAAACAAUAACCUGGGAGAUUCAGGAGUGAAGCUGCUCUGUGCUGGACUGAUGAGUCCAGACUGUAAACUGCAGAGACUGGACCUCAGCUACAAUAACCUGGGAGAUUCAGGAGUGAAGCUGCUCUGUGCUGGACUGAUGAGCUCAAACUGUAAACUACAGACACUGGGGCUGGGUUGGUGUAAUCUCACAGAGGGCUGCUGUGAUGUUCUGGCCUCAGUCCUGCGCUCUCCUCACUCAGAGCUGAGAGAUCUGGAGCUCAGAGACAAUGAGCUGCAGGAUUCAGGAAUGAGAGCGCUCUCUGCUGGACUGGAGGACCCACACUGUAAA
Molecule: messenger RNA, 3116 nt
Organism: Anguilla anguilla (European eel)
Lineage: Eukaryota; Metazoa; Chordata; Actinopteri; Anguilliformes; Anguillidae
Product: protein NLRC3-like
Exons: 10
Molecular function (GO): protein binding
Source: RefSeq, a predicted model, not a curated record